AUGUUGCUCUUCGCUCUGUUCUCAUUGCCACCCAUCCUUGCUUCUGCUGUCAACAUCACCACCUAUGUUGACGUCCAGCUAGCUCCUGCACAGCUACCUCCAUCUGCAGCAGCCAAAAAUGCUGAUGCCAUCGUAUCUGCUUUUGCCAAUCUAUCUCGAAAUACCAAAUGGAACUUGAUACAAAAUAUCACCCUCGAGGGCGAUAUAGGGGAACCAGAGGGGAUGGUCAGAAUAGGUGACAAUAGGAUUGUAGUCGCAUGGGGUGACUGGGUCGUACCCACCAAGUCGUAUGGUAAAGAUGUACAAGGCAAUUCCGUCAUUAACGACGGUACCGAUAGAGAGAACGGGCAAGGAUACGCACACUUAUCAAUCUUCGAUGGGACCGGAAAACGCCUGGCUGAUACAACGUUGAACGAGCUCAGUGAUUCGGAAUACCAUAUCGGUGGGAUAGACUACGAUGGGGAAUGCCUUUGGACCGAGUUGAGUGAAUACAGGCCGAACUCGACAGCAACGAUUAUUCGAGUCAACCCACACACCUACCAAUUCGAUCCUGUCGUCCAUAUCAAGGACCACUCAGGUGGUGUAUUGCACGACACGAAGAAGAAUACCAUAACAGCGUUGAAUUGGGGAUCAAGAAACGCUACCAAGUAUACCCUCGAUUCUGAGGACCUAUGGAGAGCACCCGAGAGUAAAAUUCCCAACCCAAGUUUCUUCGCAGAUUAUCAAGAUUGCAAAUGGUUGGGAUACCCAUCACGAUUCGACGGGGUAAGAUCCACUGCACUCUGCGCAGGUGUGGCAGCUUACUCGACCAAGAACUCGACUGUCUCCUUGGGUGGGCUGGCGAUAAUCGACGUAGACACCAUGGUCCCUUUGAUGGAAGUGCCGAUCACACUGUAUACUCCAAAAGGAACUUCGAUGACUCAAAACCCGAUAGAUGUCGACGUGGUGGAUGGUAAAAUGCGAUUGUACUUUGCGCCCGACCAACAUAACGGGACGGUGUAUGUGUACGAAGCCUUGUGA
Molecule: messenger RNA, 1020 nt
Organism: Kwoniella botswanensis
Lineage: Eukaryota; Fungi; Basidiomycota; Tremellomycetes; Tremellales; Cryptococcaceae
Exons: 1
Coding region: 1-1020 (339 amino acids)
Source: RefSeq, a predicted model, not a curated record